Lecanosticta acicola is the source of this 2381-nucleotide messenger RNA. Lineage: Eukaryota; Fungi; Ascomycota; Dothideomycetes; Mycosphaerellales; Mycosphaerellaceae. The record is from the annotation of a GenBank genome assembly.
AUGGACGACGGACUCCUGGUAAAUUUCCAAAUACCCGAGGACUACACAGCUCCAUCCACGAAGCUCAAAGGUACCGAUCACAAACCCAGAACUCCGUUCGACACAGUGCCACUUGGGAGACAUGCUGAUGAGAUGCAGGUGGCCGAUGGAAGGACCGUCUUACUGCCAGAAAGUCGGCCGAAUAUGGACGGAAGAAGGCCUUGGAACGAGGAGAUGCGCCACCACCUUCUGCCGUCCAGCAGGCGGAGAAGCCUGUCUUUGUCGAAGGGCGGCCAGCAAAGCGAGCACGUACUCAGCGGGCCGACGACACACUACCGAAGACGAGUAAUGGAGAGGUGAUAUCGUCUCUAUUCACGUUCAAUCCAGCCUCUCGGACGAUUCCCGAAAAUGCGGAUGGUGACAAGGCCAACGAGGAGCCUCUCGUAGAGCCAUCGAACGCGCCACUUGCGGAGAACGAAGAAUCCAAAUUCACCUCGCUCGGGCUCUCAUCCAAUCUCGCUUCUCAUCUGCUACGGAAACUCGAGAUCAAGGCACCUACCGCUAUCCAGCGUAAGGCAGUCCAGCAGCUCUGUCAUAACGACACAGACGCUUUCAUUCAGGCCCAGACCGGAUCAGGCAAGACUCUGGCAUAUCUAUUGCCUAUUAUCGAGCGCAUCACCGCGAUAUCAAGACGCAUGAAAGAAGCCGGAGAGUCCUUCGAUCGACACAGUGGUUUGUUCGCAAUUAUUCUUGCGCCCACCCGAGAACUCAGCAAGCAGAUAAGUACUGUGCUGGAAGAUCUACUUUCGUGUUGCCACUGGAUUGUGUCGAGUACGGUCAUUGGAGGGGAAAAGAAGAAGUCAGAGAAAGCUAGGUUACGCAAAGGACUGAAUAUUCUGGUCGCGACUCCUGGCCGCCUUGCGGAUCACAUCGAAAAUACCGAAAAUUUGGAUCUUAGCAAUGUGCGCUGGCUAGUCCUGGACGAAGGUGAUCGACUGAUGGAGCUCGGAUUCGAACAGGAUAUCCAGAAAAUGAUCAGCGUGCUUAAUCUGCGCGCAAGGAAAAAGCAAGAAAAGCCGAUUCCUGGUCUACCUAGCAGAAGAACAACCGUUCUGUGCUCGGCCACAAUAAAGGCAAACGUGGAGCAGCUACAAAGUAUAUCACUAAAGGAGCCUGUCUCAAUAUCGGUGGAUCAAGCUUCGGAACCUGCCGAGGACGGAGGUGGUGAUGGAGAGCCAGAGAACAACUUCUCCGCGCCCGCGCAACUAAAGCAGGGAUAUGCAGUUGUUCCGCCGAAACAGCGGCUCGUCACUCUCGUGGGAUUACUAAAGCAGACGUUCAAGAGGAAAGGGAGUGUGAUGAAAUGCAUAGUGUUUAUGAGUUGUGCGGACAGCGUCGACUUCCACUUCGAGCUUCUCACAAGUGGGUCGCCGAAGACUGACACGGUGGAUGCUCCUGUGAGCUCAGAAACGACUACAAAUCCCCGAGUUAAGCAACGUGCGCCGCCAAAGAAGAGCUCGAAGCCAGGGAGCAUUCCACAAGGGAAUACGAUACCGGAAGCACGAACCGAAGGUCAAGCGGCCGCGAUCUCUGGGAAAGACAACCCCGUCCAGAUGUUCCGUCUCCACGGCUCCUUGCAACAAGCGACGCGAACGAGCACUCUCAAGGCAUUCACGAAGAUGACAGACCCUGCUGUUCUAGUGUGUACAGACGUGGCAUCCCGCGGUCUCGAUCUUCCAAACGUGGACCUCGUCAUCGAAUACGACCCACCCUUCAGCAAAGACGACCAUCUCCACCGAAUCGGCCGAACAGCGCGCGCGGGAAGAGACGGCAGAGCGCUCAUCUUCCUCCAACCCGGCUGCGAAGAAGGCUACGUCGAAAUCCUCAAAGAAGGCAAACCUCGCAAUCUAACCCGCCACGACGCCGAUGAACUCCUCCAGAAAGGCUUCGGACCCGAAAAGGGCGUCGCUGCCACUUCUUCUUCGCAAUGGGAACAGACUGCCACCGAUUGGCAGUUGGAAGCCGAACGCUGGGUUCAAGAAAACCCUAAACAUCUCGAACAGGCCCGCAGAGCUUAUCAGAGCCAUAUCCGAGCAUAUGCGACGCACGUCUCCUCGGAGCGCCACGUGUUCAAUAUGCAGGAAUUGCAUCUGGGGCAUCUGGCCAAGGCUUUUGCGUUGAGAGAUAAGCCUGGCAGUAUCAACGUACCGGGCAUGAGACCUGGGAAAGACGCCGGGGCUAAGAGUAAGAAGCACACGUUGCAGCAGCAGCAAGGGAAGAGGAAGCGGGACGACAAUGGGGAUGGGGAAGCUGGAGCGGUGGAUCCUAAUGAGGCGAAGAGGAAGAUGAUGGCGAAGAUGAAGAGUCUGAUGACGGGUGCUUCUGAAUUUAAUACGAUGUAG